Molecule: messenger RNA, 1077 nt
Organism: Panicum hallii
Lineage: Eukaryota; Viridiplantae; Streptophyta; Magnoliopsida; Poales; Poaceae
Product: ethylene-responsive transcription factor ERF105-like
Exons: 1
Coding region: 1-1011 (336 amino acids)
Biological process (GO): regulation of DNA-templated transcription; ethylene-activated signaling pathway
Molecular function (GO): DNA-binding transcription factor activity; DNA binding
Source: RefSeq, a predicted model, not a curated record
AUGUGUAUGGAGUUCAUCGGAGACGCCGACCGUUUCGGCCUCGACUUCAUCCGCGACCUCCUGCUCGGCGGCGACGGCCGCGUCGCCCCCGUGGCGAGCCCUGCAGUUUCCGACGACGUCACCUUCCCCGUCCUGCAACCUCAACCGGAACUCCAGCCUAUGCCGUCGUUCUUGCCGCAGCAGUACCAGCAGCAGCAUCAGGGGUACAUAGACCUGACGCGCGAGUACAUGGUCGCUCCUCCGGCUGCCCCUGCUGUAGGCGAGGCGGCGUUCCGGGCGCAGGAGCCGGCGCUGGUGAUGAUAAAGUUCGGGAGCGAGCCGCCGUCCCCCGUCAGCGUCAGGCCGCCGCUGUCCAUCUCCGUGCCCCCGAGCUCGUACGCGUGGGCCGCAGCGGCGCCCGCGGCCGCUCCCGCCGCCGUCGAGGACUACCGCAAGUACCGCGGCGUGCGGCAGCGCCCCUGGGGCAAGUACGCGGCGGAGAUCCGCGACCCGAAGCGCCGGGGCUCGCGCGUGUGGCUCGGCACGUACGACACGCCCGUCGAGGCCGCGCGCGCCUACGACCGCGCCGCGUUCCAGAUGCGCGGCGCCAAGGCCAUCCUCAACUUCCCGAACGAGGUCGGCACCCGCGGCGCGGACCUCUGGGGCCCGCCCCCGCCGCCCGCUCCGGCGACGCAGGCCGCCGCCGCGGCGAACAAGCGGAAGCGGAACCACCGGGAGGACCCCGACGACGUGGAGGUGGUAGCGGUCGUGAACAAGGCGGUGAAGCGCGAGGAGGCGCCGCCGCCGCCGUCGACCCAGGUGUCCUCCACGUCGCCAUCAUCCAUGUCGACGCGCGAGACCACCGCCUCAUCGACGGUGACGUCGACUGCGACAGAGACGGGCGCAGGUGCGGAGACGCCGUCGAGCGGGAGCUGGGAGCAGUACUGGGAGGCGUUGCUCGGCGGCCUGCCUCCGCUCUCGCCGCUGUCACCGCACCCGACGCUCGGGUUUCCGCAGCUCAUCGUUAAUUAACUGAGCCGUCAUGUCCGCGUGCUGAUCUAGGAAUUGCACACCUGCAAGGGGGUUGGGCCACAUAUC